Molecule: messenger RNA, 2046 nt
Organism: Cynoglossus semilaevis (tongue sole)
Lineage: Eukaryota; Metazoa; Chordata; Actinopteri; Pleuronectiformes; Cynoglossidae
Product: solute carrier family 2, facilitated glucose transporter member 1-like
Exons: 10
Coding region: 309-1892 (527 amino acids)
Biological process (GO): dehydroascorbic acid transport; response to insulin
Cellular component (GO): plasma membrane; apical plasma membrane; basolateral plasma membrane
Molecular function (GO): D-glucose transmembrane transporter activity
Source: RefSeq, a predicted model, not a curated record
CUCCUCCUCCUCCUCCUCCUCCUCUUCUUCCUCUUCCUCAGCGGUCAAAGUCUGAAGCUUCAGGGUGGGUGCGAGGAAUCGAACCUCAGCCUCUUCCUCAAACUCCCACUCUUCUUCAUCAUUUACACAAAUCAACUCCGUCUCCUCGUUGAGACUGUUCAGCACCACGGACAGCGCCUUCUCUCCUGCGGUGUGUUCAGUCUACACCAGCGCUCAGCGCCAACGGGCGGAGCUUCACCUUCACCUUCCUCCUCUCCAGCUGAGUCCAGUGUUCAGGUCUGGUCCGGACCCCCGUCCAGCGGCUCAACAUGGCGGGUCAGGAAAAGCAGGUCACAGGUUACCUCCUCUUCUCUCUGGCCACAGCCGUCAUCGGCUCCCUGCAGUUUGGAUACAACACCGGAGUCAUCAACGCUCCUGAGGAGAAACUGAAGUCCUUCUUCAACCAGACGUGGGUGGAGCGUUAUGGGAAGUCCAUCAGCCCAAACAUCUGCACCGUCGUCUGGAGCAUUGCUGUGGCCAUCUUCAGUGUGGGCGGGAUGGUGGGCUCCUUCAGUGUGGGCGUCAUGGCCAACAGAUUUGGAAGACGUCGCUCCAUGUUCCUGGUCAACUCUCUGGCCGUCAUCGGUGGGCUCCUCAUGGGCUUCUCCACCAUCUGCUCCUCCUAUGAGAUGGUCAUCGCUGGUCGCCUGGUCAUCGGCCUCUUCUGCGGACUCUUCACCGGCCUGACACCCAUGUAUGUCGGGGAGGUGUCGCCCACUCCCCUCAGAGGAGCCUUUGGAACUCUGCACCAGCUGGGGGUGGUGGUGGGAAUCCUGAUCGCUCAGAUCUUUGGUCUGGAGGCUCUGCUGGGCUCACAGAGGCUCUGGCCCCUCCUGUUGGCCCUCACUGUGGCCCCUGCUGUGCUGCAGUGUAUCCUGCUGCCCUUCUGCCCUGAAAGCCCCCGUUUCCUGCUCAUCAACCUCAAACAGGAGGAGCAGGCGCGUAAAGCUCUGGUUCGUCUGCGCGGCAGUGAGGAUGUGAGCAAAGACCUCCAGGAGAUGAAGGAAGAGAGCGCUAAGAUGGCCGUGGAGAAGAAGGUGACCAUCCUCGAGCUGUUCCGCUCGGCGUCUUAUCGUCAGCCGCUCCUCAUUGCGGUGAUGCUGCAGCUGUCGCAGCAGUUGUCAGGAAUCAAUGCCGUCUUCUACUACUCCACUGGAAUCUUCUCUGCUGCUGGUGUGAAGCAACCAAUCUACGCAACCAUCGGAGCUGGAGUCGUCAACACUGUCUUUACUGUGGUGUCUCUCUUCCUGGUAGAGAAGGCCGGGCGUCGGACUCUACAUCUCCUGGGUCUGGGUGGAAUGGCCGUCAGCGCUCUGGUCAUGACCGUCUCCCUCCUGUUGUCCAACAUCGCUGCCAUGAGCUACGUCGCCAUCACAGCCAUCAUGGUGUUUGUGGCCAUGUUUGAGCUGGGGCCCGGGCCAAUCCCAUGGUUCAUUGUGGCAGAGUUGUUCUCUCAGGGGCCACGCCCAGCUGCCAUGGCUGUGGCCGGCUGCUGCAACUGGACCGCCAACUUCUUGGUUGGAAUAAGUUUCCCUAAACUGGAGGAGUUGUGCGGACCGUGGGUCUUCAUCAUCUUCACCAUCUUCCUCAUCAUCUUCUUCAUCUUCACCUACAUCAAAGUUCCGGAGACCAAGGGAAAGACCUUCGACGAGAUCGCCCGCAGCUUUAGCUCCGCCCCUCCUCCUGCCUCGUCUUCUAUUGAAGAAGCUCCUGCAGCUGCUGGCGUGACACUUCCUGCUCCACCCAUCAAGGAGAAGGUGCCGCUGGUGGAUGCCAAGGCUGAAGCUCCGCCUCCUGCAGCUGAAACCACACCCCUGGCUGUGACUUCGAUGACCGUGCAGGAGAGCGUGUAGAGUUAAACAGGAAGGGGAGGGUCUUUGACACAGGAAGUGUCGUCGUUAAGAAUCAAAAACCACUUUAAUUAGCGUUAGCCGCUCGCUCAUGUCGUUCACUUCCUGUCGUACAGAGUUGACGUAUUAUUCCCUUUGCGUACUUGUUCCCAGUGAU